AUGGUCGAAUCGUCAAGCGACGACAUCCUCAAAGACGCCGACAAAGUAGACGUCGCGUUCCUCGUCGUUGGAGAUCCAUUUGGAGCAACAACACACACUGACCUCGUCCUGCGCGCCCGCGAACUCUCCAUCCCCACUCGCUCGAUCCCCAACGCCAGCAUCCUGACCUCCAUCGGUGCAACCGGCCUGCAGCUCUACAACUUCGGCCAGACCGUGUCGAUGGUCUUCUUCCUCGACAACUGGAAGCCCGCAUCCUUCUACGACCGAAUCAAGGAGAACGUCUCAAUCGGCCUGCACACCCUCGUCUUGCUCGACAUCAAGGUCAAGGAGCAGAGUCUGGAGAACAUGGCGCGCGGACGCAAGAUCUACGAGCCGCCGCGGUACAUGACGGUCGCGCAGUGCGCGCAGCAGAUGCUGGAAGUUGAAGAGGAUGACAAGAAGGAGGGUGUGUACACCAAGGACAGUCUGGCUGUUGGUGUGGCGCGAAUUGGCGCAGAGGACCAGAAAAUCGUCGCGGGGACGCUGGCUCAGCUGUGCGGCGCAGAUCUUGGAAAGCCGCUGCAUAGUCUGGUGCUCCUGGGGAAGAGGACGCAUGAUCUGGAGAGGGACUUCUUGGAGGAGUUUGCGGUGGACAAGGAGAGCUUCAAGGCGGUGUGGAAGCGGGAUUAUGAGGGUAAGGCGUGA
This is a messenger RNA of Parastagonospora nodorum SN15, 684 nucleotides long. RefSeq lists its product as hypothetical. Bases 1 to 684 code for a protein of 227 amino acids. The transcript has 2 exons. Gene Ontology annotation, molecular function: diphthine synthase activity. The record is from RefSeq and is a predicted model, not a curated record. Gene Ontology annotation, biological process: protein histidyl modification to diphthamide. Lineage: Eukaryota; Fungi; Ascomycota; Dothideomycetes; Pleosporales; Phaeosphaeriaceae.